UUGCUGGAAUAUUGCUAAAUCCAUACUCACUCACUCACUUAAUUUUACAACAGUAAAUGAGGAAAUGACACGAGCACAAUGGAAUUUCAAAUAUGAUUCCCACGGCGGUCUUAUAUCAAAUUAUGCAAUGGAGAACCUAUCAAACUCUUGGUUCUUUGAAUUGACACUCCUUCCGAAAGCAUUACAUUUGAGUGAUUUCUCUGAAGGAAAGGUUCGGUUUAACCAUGGUCUUUUCGACUGAAACCACCACGACCUGGCUGAGAAUCAACUGUAACAACAAUAGCGUGACGUCCUCGUCAUGGUGUAAGAUUGCGUGGUUCACGACAAAACAUAGCAUUCUCAUUGUGUUUUCGAUUACUGUUACAUAAUAUCUAAGUAGUAUUUAUCAUGUGUGAUGAUAUCGGGCACAACAUUGGCGUUUCACUUCUUUUUUUGUUUACAAAGAGACAUGAAAUUCAUGUACCUCGAUUUAGAGUGCACACAGUUCUUGGAGUGUUCGAAGAAAUCACAUUUGCUCCAAAUUCAAUCACGGUAAGACCUCAGGUGAGCAAAUAGAUCACGCAAUUUAAGAGAUAAAAAAGAAGUAGGCCAUAGAGGCGUCACAGAACUAUUGCAGUAUGAACAGGUGCCGUUUCAGCAGACAAUUCGUGUAGCCUAUUUUGGCAAAUGUGCCGGUACUUAUGUGUGGAAUGGGAAGUCUGUUCUCUCUUGUAGAUUAUGUCUAGUUUGGUGGACAUGCUUGGUUUGUGUGUCUUCGAGACCAGUUUAGGCGUGUUAUUUGUAGUACUGGUAUUUGUCACAUUAUGGGGACAGGUGCUCAACCUUUGUCUACUCUGUCUUGCGUGUUCUGUUAGUUACUGGUUUAUACGCAAAGCAGGCACAAAGAUGGUCGACACACAAGGGAAAUAUGUUCUUAUUACAGGGUGUGACACAGGCUUCGGGAAUAGCCUCGCUAGACUACUGGACACCAAGGGACUGAACGUCAUCGCCGCGUGUCUCUCUGAGGAAAGUGACGGUGCCAAACAAUUGAAGACAACAGGGAGCAGGCGCAUGUGUGUUUUACAGCUAGACGUAACUUCGGAUGAAAGUGUUGCUUCAUGUCUUCAGAGGGUGAAGACGCUAUGUAACAAAGAAGGAUUAUGGGCCUUGGUAAACAAUGCUGGCAUACAAUACACAGGGGAUGUGGAGAUACAGACAAUGGAUAUCUACAGGAGAGUUGCAGAAGUAAAUCUCUUUGGUAUGGUUCGAAUGUGCAAGGCGUUUCUACCUCUUGUGAGGCAAAGAAAAGGACGCGUAAUCAACGUAACCAGCGUGCGUGGUCUGAUAGCAUGUCAAGGUCACACAGCUUACGUCAUGAGUAAGUUUGCCGCAGAAGGAUUCACAGAUUGUUUGAGGCUGGAGAUGAGGAGAUUCGGGGUCAAGGUCAUCCUUAUAGAACCAGGCGGUUAUGGGCUCAGCACUGGUUUGUUUAGUGUGGAGAACGUUAAGCAACAAAAGGUAGUGUACCAGAAGUUACUAGACUCUGUAGAUGACGAGAUACGAACAGCGUAUGGACAACAAUAUUUGGAUACAUAUAUGCGCGUCCCUAAGAUGAUCCCGGGGAUCCUCUGACAAAGAUCUAAAAGGUGUUCUGGAUGCAUUUGAGGAUGCCAUACUGAGCACAACCCCAGACAAUCGAUACCUCGUGGAUGGAAUUCAUAACAGGAUUGACGUAUUGUGUAUGAUGGCACGACUACGCAACUUUCUGCCGGUGUCGGUGAUGGAUGCUCUUUAUCUCUGGCUCCAGCCACUGCCAAAAGAGGCCUUUUACACUACUACGUCGUGAAGUGAGGUGUUAAUAACCUGGUCAAUACAAUGCAUUUUCUGACUGGAAUAAUAACUACAGUUGGUUUGCUAUACAGCUGGGGUUUCGGUUUCGCCGAUGAACAGA
This is a messenger RNA of Haliotis rubra (blacklip abalone), 1930 nucleotides long. Its product is annotated as D-beta-hydroxybutyrate dehydrogenase, mitochondrial-like. Bases 718 to 1611 code for a protein of 297 amino acids. Gene Ontology annotation, molecular function: oxidoreductase activity. The transcript has 6 exons. The record is from RefSeq and is a predicted model, not a curated record. NCBI's taxonomy places the organism in Eukaryota, Metazoa, Mollusca, Gastropoda, Lepetellida, Haliotidae.